Spodoptera frugiperda (fall armyworm) is the source of this 5142-nucleotide messenger RNA. RefSeq names its product zinc finger protein 287. Gene Ontology annotation, molecular function: RNA polymerase II cis-regulatory region sequence-specific DNA binding; DNA-binding transcription activator activity, RNA polymerase II-specific; zinc ion binding. Gene Ontology annotation, cellular component: nucleus. The record is from RefSeq and is a predicted model, not a curated record. The transcript is spliced from 14 exons. Gene Ontology annotation, biological process: regulation of transcription by RNA polymerase II. Lineage: Eukaryota; Metazoa; Arthropoda; Insecta; Lepidoptera; Noctuidae. The coding region runs from base 109 to 2532 and encodes 807 amino acids.
CAAUAUUUCUUUGUCAAGUGUGAAAUGUCAAAUAAAUCAAAAUGCUUGGAGCCGUGAUUGCUUACAAAAUGCUUUAUUUUUAAUAAACGAUGAAAUAAAUACAUCAUAAUGUACAACCUUAAGACGUGUGUGGUGUGUUUUAGCGCUAAUGUUAAAUUAAUAAGUUUAAACAGUUGUAAAUUACGACAAGAAUUUCAAUUAAUUUCUGGCAUCAAGACGCGUCUCGAGGGUGGUAUGCCGGAUUAUUUAUGCUACCAAUGCACAGCUCUUGUGAGAAAAUUCGUAAAGUUUAGGAGUAGAUGCCAACGUGCUCAUUAUGCUUUAAAAGAAAUUUUAAACAGAAAUAAUGAGAUUAACGAAACAAAUCUUUUAAAUUUAGAUCGUAACCUCCUUGAUAUAAUGCCGCCCCUUUCCUUUAUGAACCCAAAUAAGCCACAUUAUGAACAAGUAAAAUUCCAAUGGAAAAAACAGAACCGCAUCGAUUGGUGCAAUACUACCAAAACGGAUAUUCAUGUAGUUCACUGCAGCACACUCACUGUUGAUGACACUUUUAAUGAAGUCACCAACACAGAGGCUUUAGAAUUCACCGAAGAUAAAAUUAAAAGAGAUAUUGACGAUGUAGCACAAGAACAAAUAAAUAUAGAAUACGAAGUGCCCAAAAAUGAGUCACAAAAUUUUGAUAAUAACACUACUGACGAUGUUGACAUGGCUGAUUCAUUCUUGGACAAUGAUCACAUGGGCAGUGACAAUGAGCAAGAUCUUACAAAUUUGUCACUGUUUAAAGUUGAGAGUACCGAAGUGGAUGGUAGUGCGAUGGACGAAGAGUAUGCUACGUUAGUACCGAUAUCUGUCAAAGAGGCUAAGGCUGUAAUAGAGAUAUACAAGAUGUUCACUCAGGGCAAAUAUCAUUGUAAGAUAUGCAACAAAGCCUACAACAAUGAGGAACGCAUGAAUGUACACUUACGUAUGCAUGACAAGCAUGUAAGCGGUAACUUCUAUUGUGGACUCUGUCGAUAUUACUAUAAGACUGAGUUUCUAUUGAAAACUCAUAUGACUGAAAAACAUCUGUACAAAUACAUUUGUAGGAAAUGUCCUGAAGUCAGCUUUGAUAGAACAUCAGCGAAACAACACUACAUAUGGACACAUUUACAAAAUGGUAGCAAAAAAGAUGCAAACUGGUACGAAUCUAGACCGAAGUGGAUAAAGACUAGAGGGGGGAGACGGGUGAAAGGUGUGGUUACUCUCAAACCAGUGAGGAAAAUCAGUAAACUGCCCGAAGACUUCCUCGUUUACUCUCCCAUAGGUCACGAAGAACAGUACACACUCAUACAGGAACGGCAAAAGUCACGGAACUAUCAGGAAGCCAAGUACCAAUGUCAUUUGUGCUAUAGAGGGUUCAGACUACUACGGACUUAUAAUAAGCAUAUGAAUAAACAUGAUCCUGCGCACGCCGGUCCGCUGCAAUGCGACAUCUGUAAGCUGCACUUCAAAGACCAACGGAAGCUGUACAAGCAUAUGAACAUCACGCAUCUCUUCAAGUAUUCCUGCCAGCUCUGCAGUUACGUUUGUUGUAAUAGAGGUCAAGCACACAUGCAUUAUAGAUGGCACAAGAAUGUCACUUACGAAUGUCCUCAUUGCAAGAAAAAGUUCAUGAAAGCGUCAACGCGUCUCACUCACAUAAGAAUAAAACAUCCGUCCAUGUGUUUGUGCACUAUUUGCGGGCACAGUUUUGUAAGCGAUUCUGGACUCUAUUGUCAUAAGCAAAUAGCACAUACUGAAGAGGAGAUAGAGCAGAGCAACAAGAUGGUGGUGGACACGGCGGACCCGCACUACUGCGCCGACUGCGAGAUCCAGUUCAUGUCGUUCGCCGCGUUCAACACGCAUCUCGGCAGCUCGUACAAACAUGCUACCACUAACCUUUCAAUAAAGCCGCAGCGUCGCUCGAAGGCGGAGGACUCCCGCCCGCGCGGCCGGCCGCGGCGCGGGGCUUGUUCCGAGAUCGUCAACAACGGACUCACCACCUCCAGCACUUGUGAAGUUUGCGGCAAGUUCCUGUGCAACGACGUGCAGGCCCGCAAGCACUACGAGGCGGAGCACCCCGACACCGAGUACCUCAAGCGGUACAUGUGCGACGUCUGUGGACACACCACCCGGCAAUACGCGAACCUGAUAGUGCACAUGCGCACGCACACGAACGAGAAGCCGUACGGCUGCCCGCACUGCGACCGACGGUUCAACAUGCCCAGCAACAGGGACCGACAUCUUGUCGUGCAUACAGGCGAGAAGCGCUACCAGUGCCAGCACUGCAACCGUCGGUUCACGCAGAGCUCGGCCGUGAAGCUGCACAUACAGACCGUGCACCUCAAGAUACCCUACGCGCCAUGGAACAAGAAGAACAGGAAGCGGCGCAAGGAAUUAGAAACAGCCGGCAUGUCGACGCCACUGACUCUGGCGCCGCCGCAGCACAAAAUGGCCGCAUACGACGCUCCCGCAGAUUAUCUUAACGCUUACAUUACUUAUAACGAUGAUUAACACUAUAAACUAAUCGAUUACACACUCGAAUCGAUUCAUAAUCGAUUCUUUUACUUAAAAUAACAGAUCUGGUACAAUUCGAUCUGUCAAAUUGUAUCGAUUUAUAAUCGAUUUUUCUUAUCGAGUUGAAGCCAAUAAUCGUCUUUCGAUUAUAACAAAAAUAUGUAAGUAAAUGGAUUUUGAGGGCUUAGUACAACUUGACUUAAUGGAGCCGGCCAAUAAGUACCCUUAGUACGAGUUUGCUUUACGUUGAACGAAAACGAAACGAGAGCGCGUUCAGCCCUCUGAUUGGCCGGCGCGGAAGAACCAACCAAUCAGAACGUCGAACGCGCUUUCGUUUCGGUCUCGUUAAACGUAAAACGAACUCGUACUAAGACGUCUGAUGAAAUAUAAUCUUAAUUUUGCUACUUAAUUACUAAAAGGUUUCACAAAUGUGAAGCCUUUUAACAAUACAUAUAGAUCUUUUAGUAGUCAUAUCGAAUAUUUAUAUGUGUCUUAGUUAAAUGAUUAUUUUGCGGUCAAAUAAUGUAAAUUAACUCAUUUUGUAUUCAGUAUUACGUUUCAUUCGAUUAUAAGUUAGAAAUUACUUAUUUAUAUACUCAAGAAUAAUAUUAAUAGUAGCAAUAAAUCAAAAAAUCUACAAAUCAAUCAACAAUAUGGCAUAUGGCAAUAGGCUCACCACCUAUUACAUGGGACUUACAACAUAAAUUCUGAAAUGUGAGUGUACAUUGGCAUUAUGUGCCAAAAUGUGCACCUCUGCCUACCCCUUCGGGGAUUAGAGGCGUGAUGUUAUAAAAAAAAUAUCUAUCAAUCAAAAAGUUUUAAUUCAAAAAGCAAUCAAUGAGCCACAUUAAAAUAAUUUUAUUUGAAUUAUGUCCGUAAUAUUGUAAAUAAUGAAUGGUAUAAUAAUUAUUACAUAUAUAGCAUUUAUAAGCAUUUUAAUUGCCUUUUAUAAUUAAUAUUGAAUUAUAGUAUGUAUAUUAUUUUAAGUGUGCACUUUUCCAACGAAUUUGGCAAAGAAGCAAACAAUCAAAAAUAUUUUGAUUAGUUGUUAAGACGACUACUGUACAUGGAAUUUAGAUUUUUGGAAUGGGCAAAGUAGUUAGAACUUGUGAUCUUUCAGGACUUACGAAGUACUUUUAGUAAUGAAUGCACAGAAUGCAGUUUCUUGCUCGUUCUUCUCCAUUCGAAGCUACACUUUGAAACGAGCACCUAGCUUCACUGGCAGACUACUAUUUAUUUCUUUAUUUGUUGACAUUUCAAAGUACCUCUAUACGGUUUAAUUGCAAUAUUUUUUUGACUUUGACUUAGAAUUUGCAAGGAACUUUUAGAACUUAUGAAGAUAUGAUUACCUCCUGUUCUAAAAGAUUUAAAACUGACGAAAUGUUUUGGCAUCUAAUAUGUACAGUGUACAACUCUCUUUAUCCAUUUGAGGUAAGAAAAAGACAUUAAUGUCAUACUCUUUAGUCUUAAAUCUAUUAACUUUCGUCAGUUAAUAGAGUUCAUUUUUACCUGGCACAUUGUAGUGUACUUUGACAAAAUUGUAAAAAAGAAAUUAUUUGCCCAUUCUAGAAUACUACGAACUAAUUAACUCGUGACUAUAAACCAAUUGUCUGGACUAGAUUGAAACAUGUAACUAAUUAAUUAUAUUAUAAUGUAUUUUCAUAAAUAAUGAAAUGAAUCUGAAUAUUUUACUCUAUAGAAAUAUAUACUACAUGUGUUUAUUUAUAAAUUAGUGUAGUUUAUUAAAUUAAAGAGGUUAGGACAUGUUAUUUAAGGCCCUGUUUCAAGCACCUCUGUAUGAGUUUUAUUUAGUUUUGACUGACGAGUUAUAUCUAUAUCGUACGGUGUCCCACAGGGUUCGAUAUUGGGACCUAUUCUGUGGAACAUCGGUUACUACUGCGUCUUAUGCAGGGAGGCAGCAAUGUUGGCAACAAAUCUCUUGCCGUAGCUUUGAGGACGCAAUCGUGGUCAAUUGAGCAUGAACAGCUGUUGAAUUCACAAUAAAUCACCUGUACCCUUAGUACGAGUUGCUUUACGUUUGGACGAGAGCGCGUUCGGCACCCUGAUUAGUUGGUAUAUUCGAGCCGGCCAAUCAGAGCACCGAAUGCGCUCUCGUAUCGAUUAUGUACUUUAAGCGUAAAACAAACUUAUAUACUGACAUUUACUGUGAACGUUCGAAGGGCACUGGGGCUCGAAUAAACCAACUAAUCAGAGUGCCCAACGUGCUCUCGUUUCGAUUACUUUAAACGUAAAACAAACUUAUACUAAGGGUACUGACAUUUAUCGUGAACACUUAAAACUAGUAUUGAUUCGGUACUUAACAGGCAACGCCCAAGUUUAUAGAUGCAGCUAAUAUAAUUUGAUAUAUUAUAUGUUAGUUAAGCUAUCAGAAACUUAUCAGAGGUGCUCAGUCAGGCUCUUAAGAGAUGCAUGUGUUAUGCAAAUAAUAUUUAUAAUCAUAAGUGUGAGAUUUGUAGCGUGUUUAUAUUAGAUAUAUAGUGAAUUAUAAUAAGAGAAUGUAAUCGAUCGAUAUAAUAUUAUGCAAUGAUUUGUUUGCCUUGUAACUCUAAUUGAUAAGAAUAUUUUUAAUACAUAACAUUAUUCGUA